This is a messenger RNA of Solanum tuberosum (potato), 2234 nucleotides long. RefSeq lists its product as uncharacterized. Bases 131 to 1783 code for a protein of 550 amino acids. The record is from RefSeq and is a predicted model, not a curated record. NCBI's taxonomy places the organism in Eukaryota, Viridiplantae, Streptophyta, Magnoliopsida, Solanales, Solanaceae. Gene Ontology annotation, molecular function: RNA polymerase II cis-regulatory region sequence-specific DNA binding; DNA-binding transcription factor activity, RNA polymerase II-specific. The transcript is spliced from 10 exons. Gene Ontology annotation, cellular component: nucleus. Gene Ontology annotation, biological process: regulation of DNA-templated transcription.
UCAAUUUCUCUCACUAGCAACUCUUUAAGAUUUUUUUUUUCUUUUUGGGGUUCAAAGGGUUCGAUCUUCGAUGAAUUUUAGCUGAUUUUUUGUCAUUUUUCUGCUAAUUUGAGGUUAUGGUAAGAGGAAAAUGGAUGAAUUGAAAGUAGAAGAGUGCUGUACUGAGAAUAAGCAAUCAGCUGCUGCUUCGAGUUCGUCGGUUUCUGAAAAUAGUGGUAGUGUUACUUUAAGGUCACCAGCAGUAUCUAGCCCAACCCCUGCAUCACCAACUCACAGGAGAACCACUGGUCCAAUAAGGCGAGCAAAGGGUGGUUGGACUCCUGAGGAGGAUGAUACUUUGAAAAGGGCUGUUUCAGUUUACAGAGGGAAAUGUUGGAAGAAAAUAGCUGAGUUCUUCCCGGAUAGAUCGGAAGUGCAAUGUCUGCAUCGCUGGCAGAAGGUCAUCAAUCCAGAACUUGUUAAAGGACCCUGGACUCGGGAGGAGGAUGAUAAGAUCAUUGAACUGGUUGCUAAGUAUGGGCCUAUAAAAUGGUCUGUCAUAGCUAAAUCAUUGACUGGUCGAAUAGGGAAGCAGUGUCGUGAGAGAUGGCACAAUCAUUUGAAUCCCAAUAUCAAAAAAGAUGCUUGGACUCUGGAGGAGGAACGGGCGCUUAUAGAUGCUCAUCGGAUCCAUGGUAACAAGUGGGCUGAAAUUGCUAAAGUUCUGCCAGGAAGGACUGAUAAUGGUAUCAAGAAUCAUUGGAACAGCUCCUUGAAGAAGAAGUUAGACUUUUAUGUAGCUACUGGAAAUCUUCCACCUUCUACUGGAACAGCUAAAGCUGAAGAGUUGCUAGUUUGGUCAAAUAAAACAUUAGAAGGAGCUGAAGUAGCUUCAUCAGGAACUACAGAUACAUGUAAAAUAGAAAAUGGAUGGCAGGUGGCAGAAAUCAGUGCUUCCAAUGGUGGUCCUCAAACUGAGUCCACUGAUUCUGAAGUCGUCAGGUUGGAAUCUCAGUCACCAGAAGAAGAUGCUAUUCAACACAUCAAACCAAGUACUCAAUCAGAAAACAGGUAUGAAGGAUGGAACAUAGAUAGUGCAGUAGGCAGAUUACAAGUUUUUGAAGCACCAUUUCCUUGUGAAAUCCCUACAUGUGGUAUGUUAUGCUAUGAACCACCAAGGUCAGAAAGCUGUAUUCCGCUGGAUUCAGAUCUUCUAAAUAUCUGCCGGGCACAAUGUGAAUCUGAUGCAAGUCCAAGCCCAUCACCAAAUGGUUUCUUCACUCCACCUAGUACAAAGGGCCGUAGCCUAUGUGCACAAACUCCUGAAUCUGUACUGAGAAUUGCUGCUAGAAGCUUCCCAAAUACACCUUCCAUAUUAAGGAAAAGAAAGACUCAAGGUGAACUUUCAACGCCAACUAAUAAAAUGGGGAAGUCAGAUGGAGAUCUCUGUAGGGAAAAACCAAUUGAUGCGUGUGACGAGAUCCAAUAUGACAGCUCACACAAAUCUAGCAUGCAUAAUGGAGUUUCUUCAAGAAAUUCUUUCAAUGGUGGUCUGUACAACAGUCAAGCAUUUAAUGCCUCUCCUCCAUAUCGAUUAAGGUCUAAACGGACAUCUAUCUUUAAGUCUGUGGAGAAGCAGCUUCAGUUUGCACUCAACAAAGAGAAGCAUGAUACAAGUAAUGGGUUCAGUGAUUCAACUGUUAAUGAGAUAUCACAUGCAUCCAAAGAUUGUUCACAGGAUACAUGUUCACCAGAUAGAAUGCGAGUUAACAGUGUGGUGAAUUCAAACUCUUCUAAAGGAUGAUUUAACCAUUCUUUCUGGGUCGGUAACUUAGAAAGGGAUGGUGUUGGAACAAUUUAUGGAUGGGAUUGCCUACAAUGCAGGAUAAGAAGGUGGAAUAAAUGCUGAAUGCUUGCAAUUUCUGAUAGUGGCUGCCAAGUCCCAUGGGAUGGAGGUUCAGAAGCAAUCAGUAAUGGUCAGAAGAAUUUGAGACCCCUCUUGAAACGUCGAAAGGCUCAAUCUUCCAGAUACAGUUUUGUUAAUUGUUAGGUGUACAAAGAUCUCAUAGCUUGCAUCGGCUAUGUUCAGGUUAUUGGCUAUUGGUUGUUCGUAGAUGUUAAAGGCAAUUUUUCAUUAUACGUUGAAAUGGUUAAAGCUGCAAUUGAUUUGUACAGAACAACUUGAAAGAAGUCUGCAAUAGUUCUACAUUGAAAAUAGACUAAUAGUUGCUUAAUAAGAUCAGUUGUCUGUGGUA